Molecule: messenger RNA, 1979 nt
Organism: Striga asiatica
Lineage: Eukaryota; Viridiplantae; Streptophyta; Magnoliopsida; Lamiales; Orobanchaceae
Source: the annotation of a GenBank genome assembly
AUGUCCUGUCACAACCUUUCCUCAUCCAAAGCUGAAAUUCUGUGUGUGCACCCGGCGAUCGGUUCCCGGUGGAGGAGAUCGGAGGAGUAUUCUUCGGAGGAGAUCGGACGGACGGUACCCAUCAGAGAUGAGUCAUGCCCAGACACUGAAGAUUCUAAUCCGAAUCUAAUUCCUCCUCAGAUCAGAGUCACUGUGCCAGUAAUGUCGACAUCCCUCAGAUAUUUGCUUGUGAAGGCAGAACCAUGCAAUAUCCUCGAUCGAGGUUUAGCUGUCCGUCAUUGGUGUACUGUCCGCAGCUUGGAGAUUUGGAGUUCCAGAAAGCUGCGUGAUUGUUUGAUUGUCGGGAUUCCCCUUAUCGAACUUGCUUUCAGGAAUCUCCUCAUUUGGAGUUUUUGUGAUUGGAGCUGUUCAACCCCUUGUUGGAUUUUAUUCUUGCUGAUUCUGUUCCUCUUGGAGCAAAAUUUAUUUGUUAUUCCUCAAUCUAUCCGAAUGGCAUCUGUUGCUUUCGAGCACCCUGGCACUUCAUGCUUUCAACCACAAACCCCACAAACUACAUUAGCGGAAGAAAACGAGACACAUAACAGAGUAAAGGCAGAUGAGCCAGAUUUGGGGGUUCCCCAGGAAGAGCAAACCCCAGAAAAUCAGUUAACGGGUCAGGAAAAGGUCACUGGUGCCAAAACAUUGGAUAAGGGAUACCUUGAUUAUGGAUGUGCCCAUUACCGUCGGAGGUGUCGCAUAAGGGCUCCUUGUUGCAGUGAGGUAUUCAGUUGCCGACACUGCCAUAACGAGGCUAAGAAUAAUAUUCACAUUGAUCAAAAGCUCAGACAUGAUGUUCCCAGGCACUUGGUUGAGAAGGUCAUAUGCUCACUUUGUGACACUGAACAGGAGGUUCAACAAUUCUGCAAAAGUUGUGGUGUAUGCAUGGGAAGGUACUUCUGCGGAAUUUGCAAGCUGUUUGAUGAUGAUACAUCUAAACAGCAGUACCACUGUGAUGGCUGCGGCAUUUGCAGGAUUGGGGGCUCUGAUAACUUCUUUCACUGUUAUAAAUGUGGUUGCUGCUAUUCUGCGCUUUUGAAAAGCACACACCCAUGCGUGGAGAGGGCAAUGCACCAAGACUGUCCUGUUUGUUUCGAGUAUCUAUUCGAGUCGAGAAAUGAUGUCAUUGCUUUGCCGUGCGGCCACACCAUUCACAGGGCAUGCUUGGUUGAAAUGCAAGAACACUAUCAAUACGCUUGCCCUAUCUGCUCCAAGUCGGUGUGCGAUAUGUCCAAAGUGUGGGAGAAGUUUGACCAGGAGAUAGCGGCAACGCCCAUGCCUCCCGAUUGCGAUAACAAGAUGGUUUCGAUUCUUUGUAACGAUUGUGGGUGCAACUCGGAAGUGAAGUAUCAUGUGAUGGGACACAAGUGCUUCAACUGCAAAUCUUACAACACACGUCAAACUUGAGGGCUCGUCUGUUAGAUAGAAAAAUGUAGCUGUGUCUGGAUAUUAAUGACAUUGUAAUUCUGUUUUCCUGAUCUCAGUUUCUCAGGGAAAGUGAAUUUAGAUUAUAGUUGUAUUAUGUAUAACAAAUAAGAUUAAACUUGUUAUUUUCUCUGAUUGAUUAGUGUAUUUUUUCUUUCAGUGCCAGUCAAGUUAAGUUAGGAUGUGAAGGAGUACAAUAUUUCAAAAACAAUUAGUUAAUGCUGUUUUUCUUUUGCUUAUGAGUUGUGAGGGUUUAUCUUCAUUCACUAAUAGAAAGGGAAUGGAAAUGAGCUUGUACUUAAGGUCGUUCACAAUACUGUUAAACAUUGUUGCAUGUUUGUAUCUAAUUUGUUAAUAUAACUUAAGGGAAUCAAGUAGUCAGGAUGGCCGAGUGGUCUAAGGCGCCAGACUCAAGUUCUGGUCCUCGUGAGAGGGCGUGGGUUCAAAUCCCACUUCUGACAUUUUUUUUUUAUAAUUUUUUUAAAGAUUUCCUGCUUAUUGCUUUUGUAUUUGUUCUU